Folsomia candida is the source of this 1667-nucleotide messenger RNA. Its product is annotated as zinc finger protein 644. Bases 183 to 1412 code for a protein of 409 amino acids. Lineage: Eukaryota; Metazoa; Arthropoda; Collembola; Entomobryomorpha; Isotomidae. The record is from RefSeq and is a predicted model, not a curated record. Gene Ontology annotation, cellular component: nucleus. Gene Ontology annotation, molecular function: RNA polymerase II transcription regulatory region sequence-specific DNA binding; DNA-binding transcription factor activity, RNA polymerase II-specific. Gene Ontology annotation, biological process: regulation of transcription by RNA polymerase II. The transcript is spliced from 6 exons.
CCCUCGAACACAAAUAAAACACCAGCAGCUGACUGACUCAAAGAAAAAUAAAUCUACCACAAAGCGAAAAGCCGACUAAAAUCUCUCUCUUGUACUCAAUUUGUUUCUUUAAUUAAGUUAAAUUUACCCAUUGCAAAUAGUUCAUUUACACGAUUUACUCAUCCUUCAGUACAAUAGAGAAAAUGUGGGGCGCAGAGGUAUUUCCAAGGUCUACGAAAAAUAGGACAGGACAUAUUUUGCAAGAUUUACUUUCCUCCACGGUCCGUUUGACGAGAUUAAACUCCAUUCCCCCCAAGGAACGACCCCUGAAAAUCAAGGAGAAUAAUUCGUCCCCAGAAUUAAUUCAGUCGUUCUGUUCAAUCUGCUCCGAAUGGACAAAUCUGAGUCCUCUCGCCGUCCAAGAAAUAGAAAUCCUUGCCAAAUUCGUUCUUAAUCAGGAGCAAAUUUCUCUCAUUUUACAAUCUGAUGAUCAUCCUCCUUCAAUAUUGUGUUGCAAAAUUUGCUCCUCUGCGAUCCUCUCCUUGGCAAAGCUGUCCACACGAAUAGAAAAUAUUACGAUCUCUCUACGUGCCGUCAUUUCCAGCAGGAACGGAUUGUUCAAUAACGAGUCCAAAAUUGGUGAAUUGUCCUAUGAAACAGCGGCUGACACCGGAUGUCCUGUUGACAAGAAUUCUAACAAUGACCAUGACGACGACGAGCAACAAUUAACAGGAUAUAUUGACGAGGAAGAAUUCCUCGUAAAAGUCGAGCCAACCAGCGACGACGACGAGGACGACGAUGACCGUUAUAAAAGCCUUUCUGAUCCUCUCUACGACCCAGACAGGCCACAAACUCCUGACGACGACACCUCUGACCUUGCAAAAUCCGAGGUCAAACCUCCACCGAAAUUUGUUUGCCACGUGUGUCGCUUGAAAUUCUCCAAAAAUCAAUCCCUCUUUUUCCACAUGAGGAACAUUCAUCCCGAUGGUGAUUUUUCUAAUGUGCAAACUGGUUUACUACCAAGGCCAUUUGCAUGUAAAAUAUGCAACAUGAAAUUUGCCAGAAAUGAUAAUCUCUUUUUCCACAUGAGGAACAUUCAUCCCGAUUCUGAUUUUUCCGACGUGCAAGCUCGUUUUCGACCAAAGAAAUAUGCGUGCAAGUUAUGUAACAUGAAAUUCGCCCUAAUUCCAAACAUCAGGAGACACUUGAGGAACAAGAAAAAACACCCAAAUCUUUCCGAUGCUGACAUUUCGGUUCUGGAGUCCGAGAUAGAUACUGAACCAAAGUUUGUGUGUGAAGUAUGCCAACCGAAUGUCGCAUUCGCCGAAAAUGAAGAUUUCGUUCGCCACUUGAGGGACAAGAAGAUUCAUCCAGAAUUUCCCGGUCCUCAAAUUGCCUCUGACUUUUAUAACAAAAUGUGUUCCGUCGAGUGAUCAAAAACAAAGCACAUUCUCUGGUAGCAUUUAUUUAUAAACACAGUUUUGCAAUCCGUGAAGUUGUUCACAAUUUAUUGGUUGUCAAAAUCAACGCUGGAAAACUUCACUUGAUUAUACAUACGUACAUACUUAUGUAUGCACUUAUAUAAAAUAUCUUUAUUUUUGAAACGUGUUUAUAUAUUACAUACUCUGCCAGUUCAAAAUUGUAAACAUUUACUCAAAUAUGUCCUGGCUAAAAAUAAAGACUGAAAA